GUCCACAUUAAAUUUGCUUCAGUCACCGGUGUCAUUUUACAGAGUCAAGAUGAAGUAUUUAUUUCCUCUGUUGUUAUUGUUUGUAUUUGACUUGUGUGAGGGGAGAGUGGCACAGCAGACAGAAACUAUUGUCGUGCCUGAGAGCAGUGAUGUGAAGAAUCCGCCGUUGAAGUUCGAAUGCAAAUUCCGCACAUUGCAAGGUGGUGAUGCCUAUCCUUCGGUGGUGGUGCGCUGGAAUGGACAAAUUCAGAGGAUGACUUGGAAUUCUGCUGGUGAAGUGACGUAUGAACAGAACUAUGUGUACCCAGUUGCUUUCCACGUCUACCCGAGUUCUGGUGGUCUUUCGGGAGGAUCCAGUUCUGCGCCAACUGAUCCGUUCUUCGAUGCGCCUGUGAUUUCUGAUGCUUACACUUUUGAUGAUAUUGUAGCGUCGUUCAAGAGCAAUUGUGUUCGGCCUUAUUAAAUAAUGUUUUUGUGCAAUAAAAUUGAUAACUGUU
This is a messenger RNA of Spodoptera frugiperda (fall armyworm), 497 nucleotides long. RefSeq lists its product as uncharacterized. The record is from RefSeq and is a predicted model, not a curated record. NCBI's taxonomy places the organism in Eukaryota, Metazoa, Arthropoda, Insecta, Lepidoptera, Noctuidae. The coding region runs from base 50 to 463 and encodes 137 amino acids. The transcript has a single exon.